This is a messenger RNA of Trichophyton rubrum CBS 118892, 2508 nucleotides long. RefSeq lists its product as uncharacterized. Lineage: Eukaryota; Fungi; Ascomycota; Eurotiomycetes; Onygenales; Arthrodermataceae. The record is from RefSeq and is a predicted model, not a curated record. The transcript has a single exon. The coding region runs from base 375 to 788 and encodes 137 amino acids. Gene Ontology annotation, molecular function: metal ion binding.
CAUAAUUCACCCUUCACGAUGAGAUUUAUGCGUAGGUCGGGGCUUUUUAUGACAUUUGUGGAACCCCCUAUGAUUUUUCUAACAUUUAUACCCUUCUGAUAUCCCCCUUUAUAUCUUAUUACCUUCUUGUAUACUAAUUUUAUUGAUAAUCAUGGCUUCAAAACAUGUUCCUUGCAGGUAUACGUGUUUACUAUUACUCUUGCCUUAUGCCCGCUCUCCGUCCUCCUACUUAUAGCAUCCACAUGCCCAACGCCAGCAAGCAGCCGUCCUUUGCUCCACGCACUUGCGUAUAUUUUAAUCAUCCCUUAGAUCGACUUCCGUAACCUGAUAGUGAGAGCUUAGUAUUAGUCAGCGAGAAGAGUGCCAUCUAAUGCAUGGUCACGUUAUCCAAGCACCAAAAUCAUCCAAUCAUCUUGUUGAGAUCAAAAAUAGAAUCCAGUCAAAAAGCAGCAUCCCACUUGAACUGUCGAGUGGACGACAUCCAGCUAACAAAGACAUCCAGAGACCUCGAACUAUCCAUCUACAAAUGGGCAAAACCAGCGGCCGCAAGGAUAUUUAUCACUAUGGCACGCUGUACUCGAGAUGCGCCCCAGCUUGUUAACUGCAAGUGGUGGAAGCGAGGCUACUGCCAGAGGGGAGACCUAUGCUACUUCCGCCAUGAUCCUUGCCUACUGGGCGUUGACCAGAAGGCUGAUGUGUCCACGAAUCCGAGCGAUGCGAACGCUACCACUCAGAUUACCAGUAAGUGCCGCAUUCAUGAUACUAUUAUUGAUUCCGCUUUGUAUUGAUGCCUAGGCGUAAGAACAUGUUAAACGUCGGAGAGUCUCGGAAUAUAGUUAACUAACGGUCUUUUUUACAGAUAAACCAUCACAGCCUGGUCAAGCACACGGCUCGGCCAAGGAACCUGAGCGUUGCUCUAUCUGCUUAGAAGUUCCGAAAAUAUACGGUUUAUUGACUAAAUGUGAUCAUGUAUUUUGCCUAGGUUUGACAUCUCCAGUCGCUGCGUAUGUUGGAGCUUCCACUAACGAACUUGAUGGCUAGAAUGUAUUCGACGUUGGAGAAAUCCCAAGAAAGAAGAUCGGAGUAGUGGCGACAGUGACAGCUCUUAUUCUGGUGAAUUAUCUGCGAUAUGGGGCUCUAAAUCAAAAAAAUCUUGUCCCUUAUGCCGUAAACCCAGCAGAUACGUUAUACCCUCCGCAAUAUUUCCUGCUCCACCUGUAGGUACAGGAGACUCUAAAGGUACAGUUGAAAACGAGGCACCGUCCUCCAAUCAAUCUGAACCCAAUGGAAAAUCCUAUGCUACACCUAACCCAUUGAAGACUUCGAUCGUCAAAGAAUAUAACCGGAGUAUGAAGAGGAUACCCUGCCGGUACUUCCAGACUGCUGUAAAAAACUGGAAACAGGAGUUAGACGAAGCAACAGAAAAAAAGAGAGAAGCGCCUCCAUUUCGACCGGGAUGCUAUUUUGGAAACAAAUGCCAUUACGCCCAUAUUGAUCCUCAGGCUGGCCAGCCAUAUAUAUUCGAUGCCGCGCUCAUCAAAGAGAUUAAUAGAAAGCGAUCACGGCGUAAAACCCAACGCCGAGGAUGGAGCGAUCUGGAUGAUUAUCCCGUUUUCUUUGGUGAUCUAGAACCGGAUCUUGAGUAUGCUUUUCUAACUGCCUAUCUGGAAACAGGCAAUGACUGGGAAAUAGGAAAUAACUGGGAUGUAUUAGAUGACAGUGAUUAAGACUGGCAUACAGGAAUUACACAUCCUAAUGAGCUUUUCAGUGAUGAAAGAAUGUGGUCAUAUAUUAUUGACAUAUUUUGUAAGAUAGGUUACAGUGGCCCUGCUUCUUCGGUAUGGUAAAUAUACAUGGAGACUACGUGCUCAUUUUGAGCUUGCCAUCUUCCUUUCCUCAAUAUUCUGCCCAUCCUGUUUCAAGGCAUUUUGAAGUAGCUUUCUAUGUUGUCAUAGCGACCUCUAUAUUAGGGUUGUAAAAGUAUUGUGGAUUUUCUUUUAGCAUUGAUCUGAGCCGAACAGUUCGCAACUCCUAAGGAGGUAUAACAAGCGUUUAUCCAUGCAUUCAAGGAGGUGUUGUUCUCGAGCUACUUUCCGAUGUAUCUGAAUUGGCAUUGAUUAUGGGCGGCGAAUGAGUAUUUCGUAGGCUAGUAUUUCGCUGAAGUAUUUCUUUGAUGACCUGUUUCUUCUCCUAAAGUAAUCUUAAUCUGCCAUUGUUACAUAAAUGGCUUGUUUUCAGAGCAUAUUGGAUAUAGUUGCCGCGUUGCACUGUUCAGCGGUGGUGAGCUGUACCUUGAUAUUUGCCGUUUCCUACCAGGUCCGCGCAAAUCUCAGUGGGCUUGGACACCUGCAUUGGGUGGACCAUGACUGUAGGGCCAACCUCGCUCAUGGACAGGGCAAAGGGCUGUUUGGUAUUGAUAUCUUGUCCCUGUGCCGUCGUCUCAAACUUGGUCCGCUUAUCCAAUUUUCUAUGGCUGAUCGUCCGGCAGCUUUCUGCUCCUAUCCCGCC